GAGAGAGAGAGAGCGAGAGAGAGAGAGAGCGAGAGAGAGAGAGAGAGAGCGAGCGAGAGAGAAUGGGAAGGAAGCCUUGUUGUUCAAAGGAGGGGCUCAACCGAGGUGCAUGGACUGCAAACGAAGACAAGAUCCUUGUCACCUACAUCUCAACUCACGGAACAACCAAAUGGGGAUCUCUUCCCAAGAGAGCUGGCUUGAAGCGAUGCGGGAAGAGCUGCCGGCUCCGGUGGCUCAACUACCUGCGGCCUGGGAUCAAGAGGGGGAACAUAUCGGACGACGAGGAGGAACUCAUCAUCAGACUUCACAAGCUCCUUGGCAACAGAUGGUCUCUAAUCGCAGGAAGACUGCCAGGGCGAACGGACAAUGAGAUCAAGAACUACUGGAACACCACCUUGGUGAAGAGACUGCAAGGUGGGUCGUCACAGCUCCCGAGUAAUCCAAGCCCCGCCACAGCCCAAUCCAAAGGGAAAGACACGGCGGUCGCCACGCCGCCGCCGGUGACCGGCUCGAAGGUGAUCCAGACCAAGGCAUUAAGGUGCACCACGGCGUUCUUCGGCCAAGAUACAGCCUGCAUGCCUCCGCGCUUGGCGCCAGAAGAAUCCGAUGGCUGCUCCAAGAUCUCUCCAUUUGGCUCUUCUCUGGACGUGGUUGCAGCCUUCCCUUCAAGCUCGGAUGCUUGGAAAGAGAGAGACGACGGCGUUCAAGUCGAGAACCCUGAAUCAAAAGAAGCCGAUGACGCCGCGAACAUGGGCUUCUAUCCAGACGACUUGAUGUCCCUCGAUGGAGCACUGAUUGGAAACUGGAUGGAGAAGGACCAGUUUCAGCAAGACAGCAUGUUAGAUGUCAAGCUUUUGGCUUCCAUCUUAGAAGCUGACGAACAGGGGUAUUGGAGCUGAGCAAAGGAGUCACCAUCUCCAGUUUGCAGCGUAAGCUUUCUACAUCGGGUGGCGAAACAGGGACAAAACAUAACCUUGCUGCUGGUACAAUACUGGAGCUGGAAGUGUAGGUACAAAGCAAUCACGUGUGGUUGUUUCAUCUUCAAUCUCGAACGCUUUGUGCUUCGCUGUAGCAAUAAGCCGCAAGAAUUGUUCUCAUGUUUCACCAAAGAAUUAGCUCUCCUAGCAACAGUCAUA
Molecule: messenger RNA, 1136 nt
Organism: Musa acuminata AAA Group (dessert banana)
Lineage: Eukaryota; Viridiplantae; Streptophyta; Magnoliopsida; Zingiberales; Musaceae
Product: transcription factor MYB1-like
Exons: 3
Coding region: 63-899 (278 amino acids)
Source: RefSeq, a predicted model, not a curated record